AUGAAAGUAAAAGUCCUUUCAAGGAACCCGGACGACUACGUCCGGGAAACCAAACUAGAUAUUCAGCGUGUUCCCAGAAACUAUGAUCCUACUCUUCACCCAUUUGAAAUGUGCAGGGAAUAUACUCGGGCCCUAAAUGCCACCAAGCUCGACAGAGUGUUUGCAAAGCCAUUUGUGGCCUCAUUGGAUGGACACAGAGAUGGAGUAAACUGUAUGGCCAAGCACACCAAAAGCCUCUCCACGUUGCUGUCUGGUUCUUGUGAUGGAGAGGUAAAAGUGUGGAAUCUUUCCAAACGUGAAUGCCUCUACACAUUCCAAGCCCAUGAAGGUUUUGUUCGUGGAAUCACUGUCCGUUUUUGUGGAACUUCCUUCUUCACGGUGGGGGAUGACAAAACCAUCAAGCAAUGGAAAAUGGAAGUACCAGGUUAUGGUGAGGCAGUGGAACCGCUUAACACUGUUCUGGGCAAGACAGUUUUCACAGGGCUUGACCACCAUCAGCAUGAAGGUUUGUUUGCAACAUGCGGCCAGCAGGUGGACAUAUGGGAUGAACAAAGAAGCAGCCCUAUCCGUUCUUUUACUUGGGGGGUGGACAGCUUCAGCUCUGUUCGUUUUAACCCAGUGGAGACCGAACUACUUGCAAGCUGCGCCUCUGACAGAAGCAUUGUACUGUACGACAUGAGAGAAGCGACACCACUUAAAAAAGUCAUUAUGACGAUGAGAAGCAACACAUUGUGCUGGAAUCCAAUGCAGGCCUAUUUCUUUACCUCUUGUAAUGAAGACUACAAUCUUUACACAUACGACAUGAGAUAUUUGGACAAGCCGCUCCUCGUACACACAGACCACGUUUCUGCAGUGCUGGAUGUAGACUAUUCCCCCACUGGCAGAGAGUUUGCAUCUGCCAGUUUUGACAAGACAAUUCGCAUUUUUGCCAAAGAUGCGGGCCAUAGUAGGGAGGUCUACCACACCAAACGCAUGCAGCAUGCCAUCUGCGUAAAGUGGUCAGCUGACAACCGCUAUAUUCUUAGUGGAUCUGAUGAAAUGAAUAUACGUCUGUGGAAAGCGAAUGCAUCUGAGAAAUUGGGAGUGCUUGCACCCCGAGAGAGGGACGCCACCAACUACCGCAAAAAGCUAAGAGAGAAGUUUAAGCACUUCCCGCAGAUCAGACGCAUCUCGCAGCAUCGACAUCUCCCCAAGGCCAUCUACCAUCAGACUAAGGAGCUGAGGACAAUGAAGGAUGCUCGCCGCAGAAAGGAGAAGAAUGUCCGCGCACACAGCAAGCCAGGAAGUAUACCUGUGUUGUCUGAAAAAGAGAAGCACACCGUUUCUGUGGUCAAAUAA
Nerophis lumbriciformis (worm pipefish) is the source of this 1338-nucleotide messenger RNA. Lineage: Eukaryota; Metazoa; Chordata; Actinopteri; Syngnathiformes; Syngnathidae. The record is from RefSeq and is a predicted model, not a curated record.